GAAAACGAUUACAAAAGAUGUGGGAACGUUCAAUUUUUUUUAACCACUUCUCAGGAAAUCUCUUAACUGCAAGGGUAUAAAAGGGAGGUGCAGAAAACAUGGAGCUCACUGUGCACUGUGCCUCACUUUGAGACUCAAAAGAUACAAGGAUUCCUCUUUGAAGACCAUCCCUACCAUUUAAGACAAUAAUGAAUACUGCAAUCAAGUGCAUUGUUCUCCUGGCCUGCAUCAUUUGCAGUUCAACAACUAUUCUGAACUGCCGAUGUGUAAGAACAGUCAACGCCACGAAAAUCUCUCUCAUCGCUGAUGUAGACGUGAUUAACCCUCGUCCAUACUGCAACAGGAAAGAAGUCAUCGCCGUACUGAAAGACGGGAGCUCACAGUGUCUUAACCCCAACGGAAAAUUCACCCAAUUAGUCGUGAAGGCAAUGCUAAUGAAGAAGGCGGCACGUGCUUCUAAGAAGACCAGCACCAGCACCAGCACCAGCACUCCCAAAACAACCAUAGCAUCGGUCACAUAAUGCAAAUGUGUUCAUCAUCGUUAAAAUGAAACAAGACGUAUCCAAUUUGUAAGGAGAUCCGCACACCUCCCCAAAGUAAGGGUAUGGUUGGUGUAAUUCUUGCACAGAUGGUACAAUACUGAAACAAGUGAAAUUGUUUUUCUUCACUCGUUUUGAGUUUUGCGCAGCGGGAGCUAAAAGUGACAGCAAGAUGUAAAAGUGUGAAAUAUUUAAUACUCCAGCAGCCAUAACAUAAUGAGCAUUGUCACUUUUAGGAGACAGUUUGUGAAGGGAGUGUCCUUACCCAGAAUAUUCAUCUGGUUAAACAGGGUGCAUGUAAGAUAUGUGAUUUACGUCCGCUGAUGAGACUGGUGUAUUUCCAGCCUAAAAUACUGCCUUAUGAUUGAAUCGACGAUUAAUGAGAAUAUUUUUUUACUGUGAUUGUAUUUUAUUGCUCUUAUUCACUACAUCUCAAAUUCUAAUAAUUAUUGUUUGUGAUGUAAUUCAACCUGGCAGAUAAUAUUGUGAAGGUCAUGAUGGUAAAUCUGAUGGUAAAUGUGAACUGUGUUUUUAUUUGGUUGAUUUGUUAAAGCUUCAUUUGUUUGUGUAAUUUGAAGUUUUCCUCUUUUUUUUAUUACAGUGCAAACAAAUGUGUAUUUAUGUGUGUAUACAUCAUACUGUAUGAGUGCCGUGUUUUUUUAAGUUUUUUUAAUUUUUAAAUAAUGUUCAAUAUUGACUCUUGACACGUGAUGCUGUUGAUGAAGAUGUUAACAAAUUGCAAUAAAUCUGGACAUUGUAAAAAAAAAAAAA
Sebastes umbrosus (honeycomb rockfish) is the source of this 1310-nucleotide messenger RNA. RefSeq names its product permeability factor 2-like. Gene Ontology annotation, molecular function: chemokine activity; CXCR chemokine receptor binding. Lineage: Eukaryota; Metazoa; Chordata; Actinopteri; Perciformes; Sebastidae. Gene Ontology annotation, biological process: cellular response to lipopolysaccharide; neutrophil chemotaxis; inflammatory response. The transcript is spliced from 4 exons. The record is from RefSeq and is a predicted model, not a curated record. Gene Ontology annotation, cellular component: extracellular region. Bases 189 to 521 code for a protein of 110 amino acids.